Brachypodium distachyon (stiff brome) is the source of this 938-nucleotide messenger RNA. RefSeq names its product glycine-rich RNA-binding protein 4, mitochondrial. Gene Ontology annotation, molecular function: RNA binding. Bases 175 to 645 code for a protein of 156 amino acids. The transcript is spliced from 5 exons. Lineage: Eukaryota; Viridiplantae; Streptophyta; Magnoliopsida; Poales; Poaceae. The record is from RefSeq and is a predicted model, not a curated record.
CGCUCGGUACCAGUACAUAGCGAGAGGCCAAGCCGCACCGCAAAGCACCACAAAACCCUAGCCGCCUCCGCCCCUCUCCUCUUAAACCCCAGCCCCCACUUUCCCAUCUCCAUUCCCCUCCCCGCCGUCUCGACUCUUCUCGUCUCAUACCCCACUCAGGUCUAGUCUUCCUCCAUGGCGGCGUUUAACAAGCUCGGAAGCCUUCUUAGGCAGAGUGCUUUCGCGAGCAGUGUCUCAGCUGGCUCAGCACCUGCCAUGUUCAAUGCUGCUCGGUUCAUGUCCAACAAGCUUUUUGUGGGCGGUCUUUCCUGGGGUACUAAUGACGGUUCUUUGAAAGAGGCGUUUUCCAGCUUUGGGGAGGUCUAUGAAGCACGUGUGAUCACUGACAGAGAAACUGGAAGGUCCAGGGGGUUUGGGUUUGUGGAAUUCUCCAAUGAAGAGGAUGCAAAGAAGGCUGCGUCUAGCAUGGAUGGUCAGGAACUUGAUGGGCGUAGUGUCCGUGUGAACUUUGCCAAUGAGAGACCGGCAGGAGGGAGCCGUGGUGGCUUUGGCGGAGGCGGCGGCGGUGGCUUUGGUGGUGGCGGCGGCUAUGGCGGCGGCGGUGGUGGCAGAAGCUAUGGUGGCGGCCAGGAUGACGCCUACUAAGGACUACCUAAAUUUAUAAUAAUGAGCUUUAGGACCCUAUUUUGAUUAUGCGGAACCUUCAUGUUUUACUACCUGUUUUAUGUCGUAUGUUUGGGCAGAUCCUGUUCUGUUAGCGUUUUUUGUUUGUUUCCGAGUAAUUCGUAUGCCAUGCCAUGCGACAAGCUCUGCCUGAAUGCAGUUUGUAGAGAAUGAUUGCAUAUGUUAGUGAUCAUAAGGUCUACCAAUAUUGUCUUAGAAUCAAAUAUUGAGAUCUAUGCUACAAAAUUGCAAAUUUGUUAGGUUUGAAUGUUCUA